AUGACUGACCUGAAGUUUCUAUAUGACUCUGACCUGAAGUUUCUAUAUGACUCUGACCUGAAGUUUCUAUAUGACUCUGACCUGAAGUUUCUAUAUGACUCUGACCAUGACCUGAAGUUUCUAUAUGACUCUGACCUGAAGUUUCUAUAUGACUCUGACCUGAAGUUUCUAUAUGACUCUGACCUGAAGUUUCUAUAUGACUCUGACCAUGACCUGAAGUUUCUAUAUGACUCUGACCUGAAGUUUCUGUAUGACUCUGUCCUGAAGUUUCUAUAUGACUCUGACCAUGACCUGAAGUUUCUAUAUGACUCUGACCUGAAGUUUCUAUAUGACUCUGACCUGAAGUUUCUAUAUGACUCUGACCUGAAGUUUCUAUAUGACUCUGACCUGAAGUUUCUAUAUGACUCUGACCUGAAGUUUCUAUAUGACUCUGUCCUGAAGUUUCUAUAUGACUCUGACCAUGACCUGAAGUUUCUAUAUGACUCUGACCUGAAGUUUCUAUAUGACUCUGACCUGAAGUUUCUAUAUGACUCUGACCUGAAGUUUCUAUAUGACUCUGACCUGAAGUUUCUAUAUGACUCUGACCUGAAGUUUCUAUAUGACUCUGACCUGAAGUUUCUAUAUGACUCUGACCUGAAGUUUCUAUAUGACUCUGACCUGAAGUUUCUAUAUGACUCUGACCUGAAGUUUCUAUAUGACUCUGACCUGAAGUUUCUAUAUGACUCUGACCUGAAGUUUCUAUAUGACUCUGACCUGAAGUUUCUAUAUGACUCUGACCUGAAGUUUCUAUAUGACUCUGACCUGAAGUUUCUAUAUGACUCUGACCUGAAGUUUCUAUAUGACUCUGACCUGAAGUUUCUAUAUGACUCUGACCUGAAGUUUCUAUAUGACUCUGACCUGAAGUUUCUAUAUGACUCUGACCUGAAGUUUCUAUAUGACUCUGUCCUGAAGUUUCUAUAUGACUCUGACCUGAAGUUUCUAUAUGACUCUGACCAUGACCUGAAGUUUCUAUAUGACUCUGACCUGAAGUUUCUAUAUGACUCUGUCCUGAAGUUUCUAUAUGACUCUGACCUGAAGUUUCUAUAUGACUCUGACCAUGACCUGAAGUUUCUAUAUGACUCUGACCUGAAGUUUCUAUAUGACUCUGACCUGAAGUUUCUAUAUGACUCUGACCUGAAGUUUCUUUAUGACUCUGACCUGAAGUUUCUUUAUGACUCUGACCUGAAGUUUCUUAUGACUCUGACCUGA
Knipowitschia caucasica is the source of this 1248-nucleotide messenger RNA. The record is from the annotation of a GenBank genome assembly. NCBI's taxonomy places the organism in Eukaryota, Metazoa, Chordata, Actinopteri, Gobiiformes, Gobiidae.